Messenger RNA from Ophidiomyces ophidiicola, 1071 nucleotides. RefSeq lists its product as uncharacterized. The transcript is spliced from 2 exons. Bases 1 to 1071 code for a protein of 356 amino acids. The record is from RefSeq and is a predicted model, not a curated record. Lineage: Eukaryota; Fungi; Ascomycota; Eurotiomycetes; Onygenales; Onygenaceae.
AUGUCGCCGGCCGCCAAACGGCUGCUGGGCAAGGCUGGCGCGAAACAAAGCGGCCUCACGAUGCGACGGAGGCCGCCUGUCGACGCGCUACCCGCCGCUGCGGCUCCCCGGAGAGUUGCGCAAAAGCAUACCCCCAUUGCCUCUCCCGCAUCGCCAACACCCUCGAAUCCACCGUCUGUUCGGCCCAAGAUGCUCACACUAGCCGCGGUUGCGGUCUUUGCCUUUUCGACUUAUGGAACCUACCUGCUCGUGAGCUACAAGAAAGCCGUCGAGGCCUCACGGUCACUCGACGUGCCCCUUAAUCUGACCGACCGAUAUGACCGAUCCGCUCGAACAUACGACUCUGAAGUGAACACGGCAGAGAUGCUUAUGAGACUUGGGAAGCGACGGAAAGAGAUAAUUGAAAUGGCUAGAGGGAAUGUGCUGGAAGUCAGUUGCGGCACGGGUCGAAAUAUGGAUUACUACCUUCUAGGUGAAAGGCGGGGGAUGGAUGCAGCUGGAAAAGCAGCGCUUCGCGGCUGUAGAUCAGUCACCUUUGUGGACCAGAGUGGGGAGAUGGUUCAGGUUGCCAGAGAGAAGUUCGAGGCGAAAUACCCAGCGUUUAAACAAGUUGUUUUCCGGACACAGGACGCGAUGGACCCUAUUCUUCCUCCAACAGGAACAACAAUGACAAUCCCCAUGGGAACGAAUGGGCCUAAAUUUGAUACUGUUGUUCAGACCAUGGGGCUUUGUUCCAUUGCUGAUCCGGUUGCAUUCCUGAAACAUCUUGCAGACAUUACAGAACCUGAAAAGGGUCGCAUUGUCUUACUCGAGCAUGGCCGCUCAUAUUAUGCAUGGGUCAAUAGACUCCUAGAUGAUCUUGCUCCUGCGCAUGCAGACCAACAUGGAUGUUGGUGGAAUAAGGAUAUUGGGGAUAUUGUUCAGAAAAGCGGGCUUGAAGUGGUAGAGUCUAAGAGAUGGCACUUGGGCACGACAUGGAGAUAUGUCCUGCGUCCGAAAAAGGAGGUUGAGCACAAGAACCACGGAAGCUCUGUGGCUGAGGGUAGUUUGUCUCCCUGGGCUCAGAAGUAA